Messenger RNA from Strongylocentrotus purpuratus (purple sea urchin), 4008 nucleotides. It is a transcript of the gene ncln, whose product is annotated as nicalin-1. NCBI's taxonomy places the organism in Eukaryota, Metazoa, Echinodermata, Echinoidea, Camarodonta, Strongylocentrotidae. Bases 108 to 1772 code for a protein of 554 amino acids. Gene Ontology annotation, biological process: regulation of signal transduction. The transcript has 14 exons. Gene Ontology annotation, cellular component: endoplasmic reticulum membrane. The record is from RefSeq and is a predicted model, not a curated record.
GUGAAGCGUUGUACUUCCGGGGCAUACUACUUUGUGCACGUUUUCAUCCAUUCCGUGCUAACAACUCCCCACAAUUUCUUGUUUUACUUUAAUUAUUUGAAAUAAUUAUGUGGUUUGCAGAGGCGGAAGAAGUUGUUGAAGUAGUAAGAGGACAUUUCCCGUGGACAUGUCUUCUCUUAGUUCCGAUUUUGAUCGCAAUUUCGCCCGUACAUGGGGCUCAUGACUUCACCGCCUAUCGAAUGCAGCAGUUCGACUUGCAAGGGACACAGUACGGCUGUCGUAACACCUUGGUCAACCUUGAAGCUCGGCCCAUUUCAGCCAAGAUGGUUACCAGGAGGUGCGUCCUAGCCAAGCUGUCUGAGAUGACCGCUGACCGAUACAAGGAGCUCAAAGAGCAGGGAGCAGGAGCACUGGUCAUCUUGCUUCCUGAAUCCUUGAAUUCUUCACCGCAGGAUGUACUCAAUCAAUGGAUGGAGUUAGAGCCUCUCAUGUUGGAGCAGGAGGCCAACAUGCCAGUCUACUUUGCAACAGAGGAUGACGAGCUGCUGUCCAUUCACAGUGACAUCCAGCAAGCGGUCAGUGGUGACCAGGCACCUUCAGCUGCUCAGGCGCUUCUGAGUGCAGUGUAUGCCAAUGGGUUCCAGAUGGUUGUGUCUGGAUCUCAGGCUAAACCUGUCAAGGAUGGCCAUAUCAUCAGCUUCCAGGGCCAGCUAACAGGGAAGGGUGUAGAGGAUCAGCUACCAACCUUGGCUGUAGUGGCUCAUUACGAUGCCUUUGGUGCUGCUCCACAUCUGUCUCACGGAGCAGACUCUAAUGGAAGUGGAGUUGUGGCCUUGCUAGAGCUAGCGAGACUCUUCAGUAAGCUCUAUACCAGCUCUAGAACCCAUGCCAAGUAUAACCUGCUGUUCUUCCUGUCUGGAGGAGGCAAGUUCAACUACCACGGCACCAAAAGGUGGAUAGAAGAUCAGCUAGAGAGUCAGGAGUCAUCUCUUUUGAGUGAUGUAUCGUAUGUACUGUGUCUGGAUACCAUUGGUGCUGGUGAUGAGCUGUACCUCCAUGUCUCCAAGCCUCCCAAGGAGGGCUCAGAAUCUCACCAACUUCUGCAGGAGCUUGAAGCCAUCACCAAGUCUGUGAACCCCUCGAUGAAGUUCAGCAUGGUCCACAAGCGCAUCAACUUGGGUGACGAUUGGUUGGCUUGGGAGCAUGAGAGGUUCAGCAUGCAGAGACUCCCAGCAGGGACCCUGUCCCAUCUCUCUUCCUACGACAGUGCCUCUAGGUCUACCAUUACUGAUGACAUCUCCAGGGUAGAUUCCAGCAAACUUGCAAGGAACGUGAAGAUCAUCGCUGAAACCCUAGCUCAUCAUAUAUUUGGCAUAGGGUCCUCAGAAAUGGAGGUCUUUGUUGAUGGCUAUGAUGUCAACAAGGACUCGAUAGAUUCGUGGAUCAAGUAUUUAUCAUCAGAGCCUAGGUCAGCCCAGCUGCUCACCAAAGACGAGCCGUUACUGAAUACGCUACAGAGCGCCCUCUCCAGGUACCUCAAAGACGUCAAGCGACUAACCAUCAAAGCAGACAAGAGGGAGCCUGAGUACGUUUUCUAUGACGGUCUCAAGUUUACUGUGCAUGCUUACAAUGUAAAACCAGCUGUGUUUGACCUCUUCCUGGCUGCAGGCAUAGCUAGUUAUCUUGGGCUCAUCUAUCUUGCAGUACAAAACUUCAGCAUGCUCAGGGACACCGUGAGAAGCUACGUCGCUAAGAAACCCAAGAUACACUAGUCAACAAUGGUGCUCUAUACAGCUUUGUAUGAUUAUGACAGUACACUUUGUCUGUUCAAGGCCAGAAGGGUGUUAACUCCUCUUUGUAUUAAACAGUAUGUGAGUUUACGUCCUUCUGGCUGCAAACAGAUGACUUCUUUUUUCUAUAUGUCUUUUGCAUUAUCUCAAGUGAAUGAACUUUUGAUUACACUCGACUGUAUGUAAUAAUGAGGUAUUAUUAUGGCUUGUUCACAUAUGGUACAGGAAACGGCAUAAAUGACUGACAAAUGAGGAAGUAUGUUAUCACCAUGCAGCAAAGGUUUUUACACGUACUCACCAUCUCGGGUGGGGGGGGGGGGUGUUUGUCUUAAUACAGUAUACAGGGAUGCACCGCCCUAAUGGGUCACUGUUUUGCGAAAUGAAAUAUCCCUAAACUUGAGGUAUGACUAUGUGUUGACAAAUCUUGAAAAAAAUAGCCCAUAUUUUAGAUCUUGGUCUCAAACAUGGGUUUCGUUUUUUUCUUCACAAUAAUCCCUCACUCAUAAUCUCGCUAAAGUGCAAAUUCCAUAUUCAGAAAUAAUUGAAAUCAUCAUCCAAAGUCUGAAUAAGGGUACCCUCUUCUGUCAAAAUGGGUGUGGAUUUUGAGGCGUCAGCUUCACACACUCCCGGCUAAACCAAAUCUAAGUACCCACCCCCCCCCCCCUCCCUCUGGCACUAUCUGUGUGUUAUGAGUUAUAGAAAUGAUGUAAAGCGUGUUGAGCUUACAACAUAAAGUAAUCACAGCUGUAUACCAGGCCGUAUGUGAGCGAGCCUUCAUUGUUCACUUUGAAUGUAUCUGUGCAAGGUUAUGGGGUAAUGAUAUAAUUACAGAGCUUUCUUGUAUGUUGUACGGAGAUGGGAACAAUGGUUGAUUGUUGUUGGGUAAUAAGCUAAGUUUAGCCAUGAACGUGCACACUAAUAAGGGAAAUAUUGUUUAAAAUGAAGCAAGGCAAGGAAAAGGUCCUCGUUGAUAUUGUUGAUAUCAAAAUGACGUCCAUGUUGAACUUUCAGGGUAUUAGAUUAAUGUGCAAUUAAUUUGAAUAGACAUUUUAAUUGUAGACAAAAUAGAGUUCAGUUGCACUUUCAUAAUUGCGAAUAUUUGUGAACUGUAAUCCUGCAGGAAAUUGGUUAAAAUGAUCAUGUGAAAAGGUUUAAUUUGUAUCGCCUUGCAAAGGUCUGGUUAGUAAAAACCUUGAACAAAAUGAAUGAGAAAAACUGCUGAGGAAUUACUCUGAAAAUGAAAAAUGAAGUACUAAGUAAUAUACAUCGGACUAAAAUAGACAAAUUUUCAAGGCAUUGGAUGUAACAAAUCUCCGAUAACAUGAUAUUCGCUACUGCAAAGGCAUAUAAUUUAAUCAAUCAUUUAGAUAAUUUACCUGUGUACACUUAAUCAGAUUGUUUUCUGAAUGUAAUUGUUAAGUCAGGCAACAUUUCUUAUUAUUUUUGUAUUUUUGUUCACCACAGAAUAGUAAAUUCAUGAGAAUUAUGUCAUGUGCUAAUGUGAGUUAGCUGAAGUGGACAAAAUUCAUUUUUGCAGAUAUCAUUUCUGCGUUGGAAUUACAUGUAGUGUCUGUUAGGAAUUUGAAGUGGAAAUGUCCUAUCACUAUUAUCAUAAAUGCAUGACUUUUCUUCCCGUCUUGACAUGUCGCUGAACACCGUAUAGGCUGCAAGGAUGAAUUCAUGCAAGCUAGUAUUAGGGUCUUUUAGGUUUGCACGUCGACAUAGUGGACUGCUACGUGUGACGUCCUUUAAGGCAAUGUGACGUCCUUUUAAGGCACUGCCAGUCCACUAUGUGGACGUGUAUAUCUAUAAGUCCCUAGUAUCAGACUUCAGAGACCCAGAUGGUGCCACUGUUAUUUCCUUUACCUUUUCUAAGCCUUUGUUUGAUAAACUUAUAUUGCAUGGUUCUUGACAAAAAUGCAGUUAAGUGCUUUUGUUAGUUACCGGUAUCUAAAGAGGUUACUUACUACUAGUCCUGAAGUACCCUAAAUGUCUGAAGAGUUUUGGUAAACUAUUCAUGAUUUUUUUUGUUGCUCUUUUCAGUGUGAAGGAAGGAGCCGUUUCUUUUUGAUAUACAGUAUCGUGAAUGUGACAAGUGUGAAAAUGAUUUUGUAGAACAGAACUGAGGUCUUUUUUCAUAAGUGAAAGCAAUAUUUGUAAUUGGAAUUGUUAAUCAAUAAACUCAUUGAAAAGUUUGAUUUGUGAAAAUAUUGGAAAA